Messenger RNA from Microdochium trichocladiopsis, 410 nucleotides. RefSeq lists its product as uncharacterized. NCBI's taxonomy places the organism in Eukaryota, Fungi, Ascomycota, Sordariomycetes, Xylariales, Microdochiaceae. The record is from RefSeq and is a predicted model, not a curated record. Bases 132 to 362 code for a protein of 76 amino acids. The transcript has a single exon.
ACACGACGCCCCAACAAUGCGCGACGCAACGCUAGAGGAGCGCAGCAAUUUUAAAUCCGGAUUGCAGCCGCAAUUGUCCGGGUCUCAUGACCCUUCUAGUGCAAUCUACGACUUAUCGAACUUAACCCGCAAUGGAUGAAGCUACCACAAUACAACUCCAGCGCCGUAAGAGGUCCUAUCAUCAGCGGCAAACACUUAGCUCCGCCAGACCCGUCAUUGCUUCCAAGCGAGAGACUCCAUCUCAGAAUCCCAGCGAUCCUGGACGAUACCACAGAUCUAUAGAAAUCAAUAGCGAAAAUAUUCUACACGACAACUCAUACUCUGAAGUCGUCGUUGAGUGGCUGCGCACUAUGUCUCCCUGAGUUUUGUAGGAGGGCGACCCGAAUGAUACCGAGGAUAGCGGCUGGAGG